Molecule: messenger RNA, 1536 nt
Organism: Mytilus californianus (California mussel)
Lineage: Eukaryota; Metazoa; Mollusca; Bivalvia; Mytilida; Mytilidae
Exons: 2
Coding region: 61-1221 (386 amino acids)
Molecular function (GO): protein binding; zinc ion binding
Source: RefSeq, a predicted model, not a curated record
UCGGUGUGUGCAGUUAAAUACCAUAACAUUUUCUUCUUAUUGAUAUAGCAGAUUUCCACCAUGGACAAAUUUCCAAACAUUCAGUGUUUUCAUCAUGAGUCUAAACCAAUGGCUUGUUAUUGUCCCGACUGUGUAGAAGCUUUGUGUUCCGAAUGUUCAUAUUACCACACACUUAAACUGAAACAUAGACCUGUUCCAAAUGUUUUUAUAAAGUUCAUGCCAGCUUUCCUGUUAUCAAAAAUUAACCGAUGUUUAAAACACCACGACAAUUCGGAAUUCCACACAUCAAAUCAUGGAAACCCUUGUUGUAAGAAAUAUGAAAACGAGGUCCACGGACAUUGCAGUAAAAUAGAGUCGGAUGGAAAUGUAAAGAAUAUUAAUUUGAGAGGGCGAAUAAUUUUUAAAGUGAAUGCAGGCGACAUAACGGGAUGCGAUAUAUCCCCAACCGGUCAGAUGGUUUUUGUAGAUAAUAAGUAUGACUGUUUGGUACUUCAUGAAAACGAUGGCUCGUUAAAUAGAACAAUUGAUUUGCUAAGUAAACCGUAUGACGUCGCUUAUAUCAACGAGAACAAAAUAACAGUGACACAAGAUAGUGAAAUAAUCAUUAUAAAUUUAGAAACUGACCUUACAGAACGAUGGAUUGAUCUCGGUUGGAAAUGUUACGGUAUUAGUCAUAUUAACGGUAUGUUAGUUGUAACGUUGGAAAACGGAAAAGGAAUACGAAUUUUGGACGUAGAAGGUAACUCUAUUAGAUCAAUCGACAAUCAUACCCAAGGUGUUACGAAUGCGUAUCUCCAUGGUGACAAGUUGUAUUUUACCAUUCUUCCUGAUGACAAUAAGGUAUACUGUUCUGAUGCCAAUGGAUAUGUUUCUUGGACAUUUCAACAUCAACGCCUGAAAGGACCACGACAAAUAAGAGUAGACAAACACGGGUUCCUUUUUGUUGUGUACGAGACAUCGCUUACCGUUGCAGUUAUUUCCCCUGACGGUAAAAACAGUAAAGUUCUACUUUGUGAACAAGAUGGACUUCAUUUGCCAAAGGCUAUUUCAUAUUUGAAUAAUCAGUUGUUAAUAUGCAAUUCAACAUCAUGUACGGCACUACUUUAUGACGUAGAUGUUAAGGAAGAUCUUCCGCGCUAUAACACUACAGGAAUAUUCAUGUUUUUAUCAGUAUUUUUUACCGUAAUAUUCUUAGUUCUUUGCUUUAUGAUUUGGAAAUAAAAGGGAAUCAAGGUACAUCAUUAUUAAACGAUAUUUUAGAACAAGUACUCAAUUCAAUCAAAUUCGUUUUUAUACAGACAUUAGAUCAGUUCUAAAAAUACAAGGAAGACUUAUUUAAACCGCGUUUAAAAAUACUUCUGAAAAUAGUUUUUGGAUUUUCCUGCUACUGUUUUGGAGAAAUUGACUUUCCAAUACAAAAAAAAUAAUUACCGCUUCCGCAAAUUUUCGGCCCGCAUCCUGCUCCAAAAUUAGUUUCUCCUUGAAUUUCUUUUUACGUAGACGCUUUUCUGUUGCAUAUAAUGCUCCUGUCGUGUC